Vitrella brassicaformis is the source of this 3476-nucleotide messenger RNA. The record is from the annotation of a GenBank genome assembly. NCBI's taxonomy places the organism in Eukaryota, Vitrellaceae.
CUGAAUCGUUGCACUGCACGUGUGUCCUGAGUGAGUUUCCUCCCACCAAGCUAGGCUUGUCCAUCCACCAUAAGCAUGGUUCAGUUGUCUCUGUGUGGUUCAAUCGUUGUGGCCCAGCCCACCUACCGGCACACUCUGUGCACUCACUUGCCCUUCUGGUUUGGCGUCAGUCACCCCUCUCCCUCCCUCUCUUGAAGUCAGAACCAGGCCACGGUGUCACACGCCCACUGGUCGAUGAGCCAACGACAGCAUGGCCCAGUCCCGACUCAAAGGAGCGGGAAGGGAGAGACACACAACACCAUUACUGAACCACACAUCUGCAUCUCUCGCACACAACGCCAUGCCACGCCACGCCAUGCCGCCCGCCCACGUUCGCUGUACAACGCAUCGCAUGCACUUGUCUUGUCUGUACACCACAUUUGUCCACGCACGUGUCGUCUGUCUGGAUGAUCAGUCAGUCAGUCGACCCUGACGACGAAUGUCCUGUUCUGCCAGUAGUCGGUGUGCACUGCCAUCAUCCCGUGGUCAUACGACGCGCCGCCCUCCCACACUACCGCACCAGACCUCUCCACAGACGACAGACUCGUGCGGAUCUGAACACACACACAGUCCACACACGCGUCCGCACUCUCAGUAUUGGUGUGCAGGCUUGUUUGUGUGUGUGUGGUGCUGACCACAUUCCAUGUCCAGUGGGUGUGUUCGAAUGGGAGGUAGAUGGGGGCGCAGAGGUAACCGCCACGAGCCGUGAGACGGACAGCCAGACGCAGGAUCCGCUCAAUGCCCUGCAAUGAAGAAAUGAAUGAAAGGAUCAGUAGAGCACAGAGAGUGGCGAAGGAAGAUGGCCGGCGAGUGUCUGUCUGUAGCUGUGUGAGUGUGGUGGGUGUGGUGUGUGCACCUUGAGUGUGGGUUUGAACCACUUGCCGAAAGGUCCGUGUCUCUGCGUGAAGCGGUACUCUAUCACGGGGCGCAAAUGGACCACAACACAGCCAAACCUACACACACACGGAUGCACACACAUGGAUUGGAUGCAGGAAACACACGUGCCGGCGUGUGUGUGUGUCUACGUGUGUGUGUACCGGCUGGCCUACUUGAGGUUGCUGAUGAGCAUGCUCUUGAGCUCCUCGUCGAUAUCUGCCAAUCGACACACAACACACACACACACACACGUAUGUUGUAUGUUGUGUGGUGUGUGCUGGUGUGACUGCUCACUUGACCGAUGUAGCGCUGUGCACCGGUGCUGCACGUCAUUCAACUUGAUGUUCUGACACACACACGAUGACACACUCACACACGAUGACGACGCACAUUAGAUAGAUGCCUGUGACACUCACUGGGCUGCAUCGCAUCAGCCUGUCUGCCUUUGUGCCUGCCUGCCUGCCUGUUCGAUGAGUGCGGUUGCCGUGAGCGAGUCCUCGAGGAAGACCACCUCUGCCGCACCCUUGGCCGCCGCCUGGAUGCCCAUCGCACCGUUGUUCGAGUACAUGUCUAACACAGUCAACUCGCCACCUGCGCACACACACGUCCAUAGAAACCCGAGGUACUUGCUAAUCUGCGUGUGUGUUGGUGUCUAUGUGUCUACCUCCGCAGAGGUCGCUGACGAAUUGCCGGGUUUCGCGCGCCUGAUAGUCCCAGCCUACACGUGGACCGACAGACAGAGGACAUCCAUCUGUCUGUGGACACAUUGCUAUGCACUCAUGUGUGUGAAUGAGUUAGUGCUCAGCUCACUUCUGGUAGCUCCUGCGAGGAGGUUCAUGAAGAAGGCACAGUCGCCCUCGCGGAUCUUGACAUUGUGGUCCUGCAGACAGACGACAAAUGGAUGGAUGGAUGCCAUUCAUUCGCUGUCGGCUUACGUCUCCUUUGGCGAGGAACUCGAGGUACUCGUUGCCCCCCUGUGCGCGUUUCUCCUUCUUAGAGUUGAGUUUGUGGACGGCCAUCACCUUGGGCCGCAGCAGCGCCUCAAGCUCGUCGUAUAUAAUGCCCUCCUGCAGGACCGACACACAGACAGCAUUUCUGCCUUUCUGCAGCACAGCACGAUGGCGGAUCCCCUGUCCUGUGUGUGUGUGUGUGUGUGUGUCGUCUUACAUAUUUUGGCAUCGCGAUGGUGUCGAAGCGGACGAGCAGCGCCUGAAUGAAAUAAACCCGUGACAAACAAAGGAGAGAGAGCGCAGCUUAGCUUAAGGCAGUGCAGCGGUGGUGUGUGGAUUUGCUAUUUGCCUGCCCGUCGGUGCCGUACCUUGCCCAGCCGAUCGAUGAAGAGGCCUGCAGUGCACCACAUAUAUGUGACACAACGACAGACACAACGACACAGCAAAAACCAGCGGUCAAGACAAUCAAUCAAUGCACGCGUCUGCCUGCAGGUGUCCGACACAGGUAGGUGUGUGUGUGAAAAUGCGUGUGUGUGUGUGUUCAGACGAAAGAAGACCAGUUGAGGUCAUGGGGUGUGUCCCUGAGCUUGACUUGUGUAUGGGACACCCUCACAAUUAGCAUGGACUCAGUGCAUCAUCACACACAACCACUAAACCCUCUCUCUCCCUCUCGCUCUCUCUCUCUCUCUCUCUCUGUGACCCACCAGGUAGCUUGUCAGCCUCGCCAUUGACGAGCCGAUAGAACGGCUCCCUGUACCGACGCUCACGCAGCUGCAAAGCCUGCACGACACACACACACAGCCACACACACACACACACACACACACACACAAAAGAAGUAGCGAAGAGUUUGCAUGCUAUUGGACUCAUCCCAUGUCCCUUUAUGCUGCUCACUUGUCUGAUUCGUUGUCUCAGCAGGUCGUCCGUGAUGGUCUGGUCAGUCAGACAGGCAGACGCAGGCGGGCAGCCGGUGAGCAUCCGCACAGGAAUCGACGACUGCCGGUUCCACAAACCAACGCCCAACGGAGCACCUGCACACACACACAACCCACACAUCGAUGAUGCAGGCAAACACACACAUCUCUCCUGUCUGGCUGUCUGGCUGUCUGUCUGUCUGUCUGUCUGUCUGUCUGCUGUCUGGCUGUUCACCCACCUUGGUGGUCCAGCACAUUGACGAUGCUGCCCGCAGGAAUGUCGGUCAUGCCACCGAUGCCCUCUACCUCAGAGUCAUACACCCACGGGUGGCCGCGGCGCAUCUGCUCCGCCCUCGUGUACUGAGAUGGAACUGGUGAUGCCACCGCCUCAGCAGCAGCAGCAGCCGGUGGCGGAUCUGCCUCUGCCCGCUGCCCUCCUCCGUCAGUCGGAUCUUCCUCGCUGAGAUCUUGCUGCAUCUGUGCCUUGGGCGCCUUGAGCAUCACACAGGGCCGUUCAUGGGGCAGGCUGCGGAGCGACGGCCCCUCGUGUGGCCCGACACUCAUGGCCUUGGUCGACACAGAGGCAGAUGAGAGACGGACGAGCGGGAUGCGAGGCGGUGGACGGCCGACCGUGUGACGUCGAACUGACCGCAAAGAGGACCGCGUGAGCUCCAUCUCUCAAGACCAGUCGGCGUCU